AUGGACUUUUACAAAACUGCAGCAUUUGCCACUCCCUAUGCGGAGAACAACUACCCUAUAUUGGUCGUGUUAAACGAGUAUCUUUACGUGAAGUACAGUGUGGAGUCCAGCGCCAACCUGGUGAUCAUGGCCGAAAACUGCAAAGCCACAAGAGAUGGAAGUUUCUACUCCUGGCCUUAUUAUACCAUUAUACAGAAUGGGUGAGUAUAACAUAUGUCUAGGAUUUGGGUUACAAGUCUUCCCUCAUUUUCCUCAGGGGAAGUUGAGCGAGCGAAAUACGUGAGCGCUUGUGAAAAUUGCCACACGCGGGAGAAGCGAGACGCGUUACACCUGCCUUGCGGUUGGUGAUUUUCACGCGCUCUCGCAUAUUUCGCUCGCUCUUAUCAUCACUGAGGAAGUACCUGUGGUCUAUUUCCGUAUCGUCUUCGUGUUGAUCCUUAAGCACGAUUUACGUCGUUUUUCCGGGUAUCUGAUCCUCCAUGAUUGAGGGCUGCAUUUUCCUCAACAGCGACUGGAAAUCGAGCCUCCUUAAUCCUUUACAGGGCUCAGAAGUUUGAUAUCAUCAUUCGCAACUGCUAUAGUAACAUAAAUUGUACUUCUGCGCUGAACUCGACGAGCCUUUGCGAGGGAGUUAAUCUUCAUCCUGGAGUAGAGUUUAUACUCUUGAUGGUGGAUAAGCUUGGGAGGAGCGCCCAGAAAAAUCCAUAGCAUUAAAACUAAAAUACGUCUAUUUUUAAUUUACAUGUUACACUAGUUGCGAGCAAGAUACAACUAUGGAGUACACGUAUAAUCCAUUAGCGAGCUCCCAGAAGCUUAAAAUUAGAUCGUUCAGGUUCUUCAACGACUAUGACGUUGUUUACUUUUACUGCGAGUUGUUGGCUUGUUACAAAGGCAGUUCUAAUUCCAGGUAAGUCUAUUGUAAACCCUGAUGUUACACCGAAGAAGAGGCAGUUCUAAAACCGCGGAAAACCGAGUAAAACUCUACUGUAAUUCCAUUCUCGUUUUGUAUUGCAAUGUUCUGGCUGUAUUUAGCAUCUUAAAGGUGAUAAGCUUGGUAAACAGGCAACUGUAAUGACGAGGCCGUUAUUACCUAGAAGUUAUAAAAAAAAAAGAACGAACGAACAUAUCUUGAAAAGACAGGAUCUCCACUCUCUAAAGGACGGAUAGUUUGGCGGUAGCAAAAUUUUGAGGGUUUAUGGCAGAUGUACUAGUGGCGAGUAUGCAUAGAUGUGACUGAAGCUGAAAAAAAAUUCGAUGAUUUUUAAACCGAAGGUUUUGUUUAUAGAUGCAGCAGGGGUUGUUUGAACUGCAAAAGAAGAAAGAGACGAGACGCAGUUGAGGACGAAAUAUGA
This is a messenger RNA of Porites lobata, 1352 nucleotides long. NCBI's taxonomy places the organism in Eukaryota, Metazoa, Cnidaria, Anthozoa, Scleractinia, Poritidae. The record is from the annotation of a GenBank genome assembly.